Molecule: messenger RNA, 3880 nt
Organism: Nerophis ophidion (straightnose pipefish)
Lineage: Eukaryota; Metazoa; Chordata; Actinopteri; Syngnathiformes; Syngnathidae
Product: zinc finger protein 892-like
Exons: 4
Coding region: 266-2461 (731 amino acids)
Biological process (GO): regulation of transcription by RNA polymerase II
Cellular component (GO): nucleus
Molecular function (GO): DNA-binding transcription factor activity, RNA polymerase II-specific; RNA polymerase II cis-regulatory region sequence-specific DNA binding
Source: RefSeq, a predicted model, not a curated record
AUGCGUCACACGUCAUCAGUCACGUGACAGCGGUGGAUGUUUUUAAUGACAUCCACGACACGCGUGAUAAAUCCACUCACAAGUCGCGGUGGAAUUCCGUCGUAGUUGUGAGUUAAAUAUUUAAAUUUUGCAACGGCGGAAAAUACGGAAUUAUUUCCUCGUCUCGGUAAACUUUGAAUCACCUCGGGCUAGCUUAGCUCGUUAGCUGCUAACAAAGAGACAAAGCCGGAAGUGAUCGACGCUUAAGUGUUGUGAUUGUGUGAAAAUGUGCAAAGUAGAAAUGCUGAGAGUGUUGGUGAAGCAGCGACUAACUGCUGCUGUGGAAGAAAUAUUUGUAGUGUUAGAAAGAACCAUAGCAGAAUACGAGGAGGAACUUUCUAGAAGAAAAGAGGAGAACGAGCGACAACGUCAACUACUGGACGCUCUUUUCAACAAACAUCAAGUUGUGUUUUCAGACGUCAGCGAAGAAAAUUGUUCUCCUCAGCCGCAGGAGUGGCGCUCCAAGUUGGAGCAGAAGGAGCCAGAGCAGCCCCACUUUAAGGAGGAAGAUGAGGAGCCAGAACUCAUCUACAUCAAAGAGGAAGAGGAGGAGACACAGCCGCCCCACUUUGAGGACGAGGAGGAGCUGGAACUUAUCCACGUCAAAGAGGAGCCGGAGCCCCCUCACAUCAAAGAAGAGGAGGAACGAAAGACAGAAGCUGAUGGAGGAUCACAAGCAGAGAGGCUCAUAGCUCCACUUUCAGAAAAUGAGGACAUGACGUCGCCUUCUUCUGACACCGAAGACGAGGAUAAAACUGACGGAAAAAGCUUCAAAUGCUCUCAUUGCGACAAAACUUUUGGCAAAAAGGGAACUCUGAAAACACACACCAGAUAUCACACCGGGGAGAGACCCUUCGUGUGCUCCGUGUGCGGCAAAGCCUUCACCAUCAAGGGACAUUUGAACCGUCACGCCAGGACGCACAGCGGAGAAAAACCGCACCCCUGCUCACUUUGCGGGACCAGCUUCGGCGUGAGAUCGGCGCUGGUCCAACACAUGAGGACGCACACCGGAGAGAAACCUCACGCCUGCUCCGUCUGCGGCGAAACGUUCUCCCAGAAGGGGAACUUGAGCCGACACGCGAAGACGCACACCAGGACACAGAGUCAGGGUCCGGUCUUCGGCUGCGCCACCUGCGGGAAAACCUUCUCUCAGAAAGGAUAUUUGAAGAUUCACAUUAGAACUCACACCGGAGAGAAACCGUAUUCCUGCUCCUUCUGCGGCGGCAGCUUUAGUGUCCGUUCCGUGUUGGCCAAGCACAUCAGAAGAAGACACACCAGCAAGGACACAACAUAUUUUCUUUAUGGCCUUAUUAUAUUAUUCUUACUGAAAAUGUGCAAAGUAGAAAUGCUGAGAGUGUUGGUGAAGCAGCGACUAACUGCUGCUGUGGAAGAAAUAUUUGUAGUGUUAGAAAGAACCAUAGCAGAAUACGAGGAGGAACUUUCUAGAAGAAAAGAGGAGAACGAGCGACAACGUCAACUACUGGACGCUCUUUUCAACAAACAUCAACAAACAGUCCAUGAAGAAGAAGAUCUCCCCCCUGGGCCGCAGGAGUGGAGCCCCAGGACGGAGCGCGUCAAAGAAGAAGAGGAGGAGGCUGAUAUCUCCAACUUGCCCGUGAUUGGGGUCAUCGUGAAGAGUGAAGACGUUGAGGUCGGAGGUGAAAGUGAGGAGAGGAGUGAGGCGGAGAAUCAAAGCAGCAACCUAACUCAACACAUGACAACAGAAGCUGAUGCAGGAGGAUCACAAGCAGACAAGAUCUUUGAUAGCGAGGACACAUCGUCUCCUGACCACGAGGAUGAAGACUCUAAAGCAGGCCAGACACGUCUCACCGACAACUUUAAAAUCUCCAAGUCUGACAAAACUUUUGGUGAUCCUGACACAAACAGUCACAAUGGAGAGAAACCUUUCAUGUGCUUGGUUUGCGGAAAAGGAUUUUUCCGAAACGAGCAUUUGAUAACGCACACAAGAACGCACACCGGAGAAAAACCAUUCGUUUGCUCAGUCUGCGGUCAAAGGUUCUCUCAGAAGGGCAGCCUGGGGAAACACACCAGAACGCACACCGGAGAGAAACCGUUUCUCUGCUCGGUCUGCAACACCCGGUUUAGUGACCGCUCGACACUAGUCAGGCACAUGCGGAGGCACACCGGUGAGAAACCCUUCUCCUGCUCCAUUUGCCACGUGAACUUCAGCCAUCGCUCCACUCUGGUGGCCCACGUGAGGGCCCACACUGGGGAGAAACCCUUUCCGUGCUCGGUUUGCGGUAAGAAAUUCCCGUUGAAGACUCAGCUGACGAGGCACAUGAAAAUACACACCGGGAAGAAAGCGUACAGCUGCCGUGUGUGCGGGGAAAUAUUCUCUUACAAUUACCAGCUCAACAAUCAUCAGUGCACUGGUGAGAACAGCAGCAGCACAAACUUUUAACAAACCUUGACGUCCCUCAAACAGCCAUCAAUGUUAAGCAAUUAUAAUCAGUUUUUUUAGGCAUCUUUAAACACUGCUCUUGAUGCACCACAGUAAGAUAAAAGUAUUGGCAAAAGUAUUAAGCCACCCAUCCAUAUGAUGAGAAUCAGGUGCCCUCAUCACUUGGUCCGGUGUAUCAAAUCAAGCACUCAGGCAUGGAGACUGUUUCUACAAACAUGUGUGAAAGAAUGGGCCACUCUCAGUGAUUUCCAGCGUGGAACUGUCAUAAGAUGCCACCUGUGCAACAAAUCCAGUCGUGAAAUUUCCUCGCUCCUAAUUAUUCCAAAGUCAACUUUAUUAUAAGAAAAGUGAAGAGUUAUGGAACAACAGCAACUCAGCCACCAAGUGGUAGGCCAGGUAAACUGACAGAGAGGUCAGCAUAGUGCAAAGACUUUCUGCACAGUCACUUGCUACAGAGCUCCAAACUUCAUGUGACCUUCCAAUUAGCCCACGUACAGUACGCAGAGAGAUUUAUGGAAUGGGUUUCCAUGGCCGAGCAGCUGCAUCUAAGUCAUGCAUCACCAAGUCCAAUGCAAAGCGUGGGAUGCAGUGGUGUAAAGGACAUCACCACUGGACUCUAAAGCAGUGGAGACGCCUUACUCUGGACUAAUGAAUCACAUUUUUCCAUCUGGCAAUCUGAGUGACCAGUCUGGGUUUGGAGGUUGCCAGGAGUACGCUACAUUUCGGACUGCAAUUUGCCGAGUGUGAAAUUUGGUGGAGGAGGAAUUAUGGUGUGGGGUUGUUUUUCCAGGAGUUGGGCUUGGCCCCUUAGUUCUAGUGAAAAGAACUUUGAAUGCUCCAGGAUACCAAAACAUUUUGGACAAUUCCAUGCUCCCAACAUUGUCGGAAUAGUUUGGCGCGGGCCUCUUCCUCUUCCAACAUGACUGUGCAACCAGUGAACAAAGCAAGGUCCAUAAAGACAUGGAUGACAGAGUCUGGUGUGGAUGAACUUGACUGGCCUGCACAGAGUCCUGACCUGAACCCGAUAGAACACCCUUGGGAUAAAUUAGAAAGGAGACUGAGAGCCAGGCCUUCUCCACCAACAUCAGUGUGUGACCUCACCAAUGCGCUUUUGGAAGAAUGGUAGAAAAUUGCUAUAAACACACUUGGCAACCUUGUGGACAGCCUUCCCAGAAGAGUUGAAACUGUAAUAGCUGCAACACAGCGUAUUGAAACGUAUGGCUUAGGAAUGGGAUGGCACUUCAACUUCAUAUGUGAGUCAAGGCACGUGGCCAAAUACUUUUGGCAAUAUAGUGUAUGUUGGUUGCAUCAUUGUUGUGUAGCACAAUACUAUAACUAUGACUGUAGUUCUGUUACACUCGUUUGUGUAUGUUUGUACUACUUUGGUGUUUGCACCUUUUUAAAAUAAGAAAUAGCUCA